Messenger RNA from Prunus armeniaca (apricot), 1815 nucleotides. The record is from the annotation of a GenBank genome assembly. Lineage: Eukaryota; Viridiplantae; Streptophyta; Magnoliopsida; Rosales; Rosaceae.
AUGAUUGGCUCAAUCUCUAGCAUAACUGUUAGGAUAUGGAUUGCCAUAUUGUUCUUGAGCUGUGCUUGUUAUUGUUCUUAUGGGGCUGUGGUUGAGGACGAUGUGAAGUGCCUUCAGAGCCUUAAGCAAUCUCUGAAAGACCCACUUGGAAAGCUGGCCUCUUGGGAUUUCAGGAACACGUCUGUGGUUUCCAUGUGCAAGUUUGUGGGAGUUACCUGCUGGAACGAUCGAGAGAACCGCAUAUUAAACCUUGAGCUCAGAGACAUGGAGCUUUCUGGUGCUAUUGCGAAGGACAUAGAGUACUGUUCCAGCCUUCAGAAUCUGGAUCUUGGAGGCAACAAGCUUUCUGGGUCGAUCCCUCCUGAUAUUUGUACUUGGUUGCCAUUUUUGGUGACCUUGGACUUUUCCAACAAUGAUUUCUCAGGCUCAAUCCCAACUGAUCUGCAACACUGUAAGUACCUGAACAAUCUGAUCCUUUCGGAUAAUAAGCUUUCUGGGACUAUACCUUAUGAAUUUUCUAGCUUGGUUAGGCUCAAGAGGUUUUCAGUGGCCAAUAACAAGUUGACUGGUACUAUACCUGCUUUUUUAGACCGUUUUGAUAAGGCUGAUUUUGCUGGGAAUAGUGGGCUUUGUGGAGGGCCUCUUGGGUCAAAGUGUGGUGGGUUGAGUAAGAAGAAUCUUGCUAUUAUAAUUGCUGCUGGGGUGUUUGGUGCCGCGGCUUCUUUGUUGUUGGCUUUGGGGCUAUGGUGGUGGUACCAUUUGAGGUUGAGCAAGAAGAGGAAGGGAGGUUAUGGGGUUGGAAGAGAAGAUUGGGCUGAGAGGUUGAGGGCUCACAAGCUUACUCAAGUUUCCUUGUUUCAGAAACCCCUUGUGAAGGUUAAGUUGGCUGAUUUGAUGGCGGCUACGAAUAAUUUCAGCCCCGAAAAUGUGAUCAUUUCAUCUAGAACAGGGACUACUUAUAAGGCUCUACUUCCUGAUGGGUCGGCUCUGGCAAUUAAGCGGCUUAGUACUUGUAAGCUUGGUGAGAAGCAAUUUCGGUUGGAGAUGAACCGUUUAGGACAGCUUAGGCAUCCGAAUUUGGUACCCCUUUUGGGGUUUUGUGUCGUGGAGGAGGAGAAGCUUCUGGUUUAUAAGUACUUGUCAAGUGGGACUUUGUAUUCUUUGUUGCAUGGAAGUGGUUCUGGAUUGGAUUGGCCAGCUAGAUUUAGGAUUGGUUUAGGUGCUGCAAGGGGACUUGCUUGGCUUCACCACGGUUGUCAGCCUCCAAUUAUGCACCAGAACAUAUGCUCAAAUGUGAUCCUCCUUGACGAGGAUUUUGAUGCUAGGAUAAUGGAUUUUGGCUUGGCAACGCUUACGGCUUCUGAUUCUAAUGAAAGCAGUUUUGUUACUGGAGACUUGGGAGAGCUUGGCUAUGUAGCUCCAGAAUAUCCAAGUACUAUGGUUGCUUCACUGAAAGGGGACGUUUAUGGAUUGGGAAUAGUGCUUCUGGAACUGGCAACUGGGCAAAAGCCACUAGAAGUCACCACUGUUGAGGAAGGAUUUAAGGGUAACGUGGUGGAUUGGGUAAAUCAUCUAACAAGUUCUGGUCGAACCAAGGAUGCCAUUGAUAAAGCUCUCUGUGGAAAAGGGCACGAUGAGGAAAUUUUGCAAUUUCUGAAAGUUGCUAGUAAUUGUGUUGUUUCUCGGCCCAAGGACAGGUGGUCUAUGUACCAGGUUUACCAUUCAUUGAAGAGUAUGAGCAAAGACAACAGUUUCACUGAACAAGAUGAUGAGUUUCCUUUGAUUUUUCGCAAGCCGGAUAAAGAUUCAGCUUAG